CUUGGCGCUUGUUUUGCAGUUGGUCCGAAGCUCUUCCGGUAUGUCGUCAAAGUCAUCAUGCAGUCGGUGCAGUUGCUGUACACAAUGCUGAGCAUAGAUCAGCCGUCCUAUAUUCUUCUUCAGAAUCCUCCAGGCUUACCUAGUAUAGCUGUUGCCUGGCUAGCAUGUCUCUUCUGGAGAAGCAAACUGAUAAUUGAUUGGCACAACUAUGGAUAUACUAUCAUGAGUCUGACUCACGGCAGAUACCACCCGCUAGUGCAUAUUGCAAAAUGGUAUGAAAAGCUUUUUGGACGUUUGUCUGACUAUAACUUGUGUGUCACUGAUGCGAUGAAAGAAGAUCUGUGGGUGAACUGCAACAUAAAGGCAGUAACGCUGUAUGACAAGCCAGCUUCUUACUUUAAGGAAACACCUUUAGAACUUCAGCAUCAUUUGUACAUGAAACUUGCCAAAGACUAUCAGCCUUUUAAACCACGCACAGAGUCCGUCAGUUCAAAUGCUGAGAGGUCUGCCUUUACGGAAAGGGAUGAAGUACAUGGGCGCGUGAUAAAACCCAAAGGACGGCCAGCUCUUCUCAUCAGCAGCACAAGCUGGACAGAGGAUGAAGAUUUUUCAGUCCUUCUGAAAGCUUUAGAAGGUUAUGAGUGGUAUGUCAACCAAGGAGUCAGGCUUCCGCCUUUAGUAUGUGUGAUAACAGGUAAAGGACCUCUAAAAGACCACUACAACAGACUGAUAAAUAAACUGGACUUUAAACAUAUCCAGUUCUGUACACCGUGGCUUGAAGCUGAGGAUUACCCUCUUCUGCUUGGCUCAGCAGACCUAGGGGUGUGUCUCCAUAAAUCAUCUAGUGGCUUGGAUUUACCCAUGAAGGUGGUAGACAUGUUUGGCUGUUGUUUACCUGUGUGUGCAAUACAUUUUAAAUGUUUACAUGAACUCAUGAAGCACGAUGAGAACGGGCUGAUAUUCAGCGACGCGGAAGAACUCACAGAACAACUAAAGAUGCUUUUCUUGGGAUUUCCUACCCUGGGAAGCAAACUUCAGACCUUCAGAGAAAACCUUCGUGAGUCUAACAAGCUGCGCUGGGAUGAGAAUUGGGACCAGACUGUUCUUCCUUUGCUUGGGCAGAAUGAAUGA
Eurypyga helias (sunbittern) is the source of this 1131-nucleotide messenger RNA. It is a transcript of the gene ALG1, whose product is annotated as ALG1, chitobiosyldiphosphodolichol beta-mannosyltransferase. Gene Ontology annotation, cellular component: endoplasmic reticulum. The transcript has 11 exons. Gene Ontology annotation, molecular function: mannosyltransferase activity. The record is from RefSeq and is a predicted model, not a curated record. The annotation marks the transcript as partial. NCBI's taxonomy places the organism in Eukaryota, Metazoa, Chordata, Aves, Eurypygiformes, Eurypygidae.